Messenger RNA from Sclerotinia trifoliorum, 2029 nucleotides. NCBI's taxonomy places the organism in Eukaryota, Fungi, Ascomycota, Leotiomycetes, Helotiales, Sclerotiniaceae. The record is from the annotation of a GenBank genome assembly.
CUCUUGUAAUUGAUUUUGACAUGGGGAGGCCCAACUUUCAAGGGAUUAUCGUGACUUGAGUGGUCUAAUACGUCGUAGCCGCCUCUUAUGAUUGGUUCUGAUAUACAUUAAUGGAUGAGAGUUCUCAUCAUGCAACAGGAAAAGAUUUGUUCACACAGUCAGUGGUAACUUCUUUUGAUUCUGGGAGCCGUGAACAUAUCCAUGCACUAGUAGUUAUCACAGCCUUAUUAUAUUAUUAGUACUACACUGAUACUUGUACCUAUUACUACUACCCACUACCUACCGAAACUUUUUUUUAUUGUAGGGGUCAGAACUUCCCUCCCGCCCUCGUCCAUAACAAUACUCAAUAAUAUCGAAAACAAUAACCACUUUUUACUUUUCCCCUCCACCUCCAAAUACCUACCUACCUACCUACCUACCUACCUACCUCCCUCCCUCCCUCCCUCCCUACCUCUUUCAAUCCUCCCACUCUCAUCAUAUCGCAAAUUCUUCGCCAUGGCUGCAGUAAGCUUCAAAUUCAUUCUAUUCUGUAUCUUUUGACUCUACUUGAAUUCGUACUUACAAUUUUCUAGGCAAUUCAGACCGUCUCGGAGAGCAAAGAGUUGCGCGGGCUCAAUUUAAUUGCUGCUCAUUCUCAUAUUCGCGGUUUAGGUGUCGAUCCAGAUAAUCUCGAACCACGCGCAUCCUCACAGGGACUUGUAGGCCAGGAAAAGGCGCGUAAAGCUGCGGCCGUGAUUCUACAGAUGGUGAAGGAAGGGAAGAUAGCAGGUCGAGCGGUUUUAAUCGCAGGUCCUCCAAGGUAUGCGAUUUAUACUCGGUCAUAAAAAUCUCAUAUUAACUUGUACCUGUCAGCACGGGAAAAACUGCAAUAGCAAUGGGAAUGGCACAGUCUCUAGGUUCCGAUGUGCCAUUUACCAUGUUGGCUUCCUCGGAAAUAUUCUCGCUCGAAAUGUCAAAAACCGAAGCUCUUACCCAAGCUUUUCGAAAGUCCAUCGGCGUGCGCAUAAAGGAGGAGAGUGAGAUGAUCGAGGGAGAGGUCGUCGAGAUACAGACCGACAGGAGUGUGACCGGUGGUACCAAGCAAGGAAAGUUAACCAUCAAGACCACAGAUAUGGAAACUAUAUAUGACAUGGGCAGCAAGAUGAUUGAUUCCAUGACAAAAGAGCGUGUAAUGGCAGGAGAUAUUAUUUCAAUCGACAAAUCGUCGGGCAAGAUUACUAAGCUGGGACGAUCAUAUGCAAAGUCAAGAGAUUACGAUGCAAUGGGUGUGGACACAAAAUUCUUGCAGUGCCCAGACGGAGAGCUGCAAAAGCGCAAAGAGGUGGUCCACACUGUGAGCUUGCACGAGAUCGAUGUCAUCAACUCGAGAACCCAAGGUUUCUUGGCUCUCUUCUCAGGAGACACGGGAGAGAUCAGGAGUGAGGUUCGUGAUCAGAUCAACACGAAGGUUGCGGAAUGGAAGGAAGAGGGAAAGGCCGAGAUUGUACCUGGUGUUCUCUUCAUCGACGAAGUUCACAUGCUGGAUAUCGAAUGCUUUUCAUAUAUCAAUCGCGCCUUGGAAGAUGAGCUCGCACCCAUCGUCAUAAUGGCAAGCAAUCGCGGAAAUUCCAGAAUUAGAGGCACGAAUUACAAAAGUCCCCACGGAUUGCCUCUGGACUUCCUAGAUCGGGUCGUUAUCGUUAGUACUCAUCCGUACGCCAAAGAAGAAAUCCAACAGAUCCUUUCCAUCCGUGCACAAGAGGAGGAAGUCGAUGUUUCCCCCGAUGCACUCGCCUUGCUAACUAAAAUUGGUCAAGAGACCGGUCUCAGAUAUGCUAGUAACCUCAUCACAACAUCACAACUCAUCUGUGCGAAGCGAAAGGCGAAGCAAAUUGGUAUCGAAGACGUUCAACGAAGCUUCACUCUUUUCUUUGACUCUGCACGUAGUGUCAAAUUCGUUACGGACUUUGAGAAGCGGCUCAUCGGCGAGGAGGGAGGUGUGAACUUGUCAGUGACCAAUGGUCAUGGCGAUGCAAUGGAGCUUUCAUGA